This is a messenger RNA of Nezara viridula (southern green stink bug), 7161 nucleotides long. NCBI's taxonomy places the organism in Eukaryota, Metazoa, Arthropoda, Insecta, Hemiptera, Pentatomidae. The record is from the annotation of a GenBank genome assembly.
AUGGCACUGCCACCUUACUUAGUUCCCCACCCAUGGGCCUCCGCUGCAAUGAUGGUCCAGGCGCAGCAGCAACAACAGGCGGCGGCAGCACAGCAGCUGGCCGCCCAGGCAGCUGCCCAUGCUCACGCACACGCCCACCAGCUCGCAGCCCUGCAGCACCAGCAGAUGGUGGCAGCCGCGGUAGCUCAGCAGCCUCAGCCGGUCUUACCUAAACCUCCUGAACCGAUAACAGAUGAUAAAUUGCAAGAAAAAGCUCAAAAAUGGCAACAGCUUCAGACUAAACGUUUCUCCGAAAAAAGGAAAUUUGGCUUUGUAGAUGCACAGAAAGAAGAUAUGCCUCCAGAACAUAUUAGAAAAAUCAUCCGAGAUCAUGGAGAUAUGAGUAAUAGAAAAUAUAGGCAUGAUAAAAGAGUUUAUUUAGGGGCAUUGAAGUACAUGCCACACGCUGUGAUGAAGCUUCUCGAAAACAUGCCGAUGCCCUGGGAACAGAUCAGGGAUGUUGAAGCUCUGUACCACAUUACAGGAGCGAUUACAUUUGUCAAUGAAAUACCUUGGAUUAUAGAACCUGUCUAUAUAGCGCAAUGGGGAACGAUGUGGAUCAUGAUGAGGAGAGAGAAAAGAGACAGGCGUCACUUUAAGAGAAUGAGAUUUCCACCAUUUGACGACGAAGAGCCUCCUCUAGAUUAUGCUGACAAUGUGUUGGAUGUUGAGCCUCUAGAAGCCAUACAGAUAGACCUCGAUCCUGAUGAGGACUCGUCUGUUACCAAGUGGUUUUAUGACCAUAAACCACUCGUUGGCACCAAGCAUGUUAACGGACCUACCUAUAGAAAAUGGAAUCUGAGCUUACCCCAGAUGGCUACAUUAUACAGGCUAGCCAACCAGCUGCUUACAGAUUUGGUCGAUGAAAAUUAUUUUUAUCUUUUUGAUCAGAAAUCGUUCUUCACCGCAAAAGCCCUUAACAUGGCGAUUCCUGGUGGUCCAAAGUUUGAGCCACUUAUUAAAGAUUCUAAUGCUGCUGACGAGGACUGGAACGAAUUCAACGAUAUUAACAAAAUCAUCAUCCGCCAACCUGUUAGAACUGAAUACAGGAUAGCGUUCCCUUAUUUGUACAACAAUCUUCCACAUUAUGUACAACUUUCGUGGUAUCAUACUCCAAACGUGGUUUUCAUUAAAACAGAAGAUCCUGAUUUGCCAGCGUUCUACUUUGAUCCUCUCAUCAAUCCUAUAUCUCACCGUCACUCAGUUAAGAUAACUGAACAGCUACCAGAGGACGAAGAGGAUUUCGAACUUGGCCCAGAAAUUCAGCCGUUCUUGCAGGAAACACCUUUAUACACGGACAAUACUGCCAAUGGCAUAUCUCUCCUUUGGGCUCCUCGGCCAUUCAAUCUGAGAUCUGGCCGUUGUAGGCGAGCCAUGGAUGUCCCGUUAGUCAAGAACUGGUAUAGGGAGCAUGUGCCUCCAGGCCAGCCUGUCAAAGUGCGAGUUUCUUAUCAAAAGCUGUUAAAAUAUUUUGUCCUGAAUGCGUUGAAGCACCGGCCACCAAAACCUCAGAAGAAACGUUACCUGUUCAGAUCGUUCAAGGGAACCAAGUUCUUCCAGACGACCACUCUGGAUUGGGUCGAGGCUGGGCUCCAGGUGUGCCGUCAGGGUUAUAACAUGCUCAACCUCCUCAUCCACAGAAAGAACCUCAACUAUCUCCAUCUUGAUUACAAUUUUAACCUGAAACCUGUCAAAACCCUUACUACCAAGGAAAGAAAGAAAUCUCGUUUCGGAAAUGCGUUUCACUUGUGUCGAGAGAUCCUUCGAUUGACGAAGUUGAUCAUCGACUCACAUGUUCAGUACAGGCUGAACAACAUUGAUGCAUUCCAGCUGGCAGACGGAUUACAAUAUGUGUUUGCGCACGUUGGACAGCUGACAGGAAUGUAUAGGUAUAAGUACAAACUGAUGCGACAGAUUCGAAUGUGCAAGGACUUGAAACAUCUCAUUUAUUACAGAUUCAAUACGGGUCCAGUCGGCAAAGGUCCUGGCUGUGGUAUUUGGGCUCCUGGUUGGAGGGUAUGGCUUUUCUUCAUGAGAGGAAUCACACCUCUCCUCGAGCGCUGGCUCGGCAACCUUCUGUCCAGGCAAUUCGAGGGUCGUCACUCUAAAGGAGUUGCUAAGACUGUCACCAAGCAAAGGGUCGAGAGUCAUUUCGACCUGGAGCUGAGGGCUUCGGUGAUGCACGAUAUAGUUGAUAUGAUGCCCGAAGGAAUCAAACAGAAUAAAGCUAGGACAAUAUUGCAACACUUAUCGGAAGCUUGGAGAUGUUGGAAGGCCAAUAUUCCUUGGAAGGUUCCAGGACUGCCUAUUCCGAUAGAAAACAUGAUCCUACGUUACGUCAAGAUGAAAGCUGAUUGGUGGACUAAUACAGCUCAUUACAAUAGAGAGAGAAUCAGGCGUGGUGCUACUGUUGAUAAAACAGUGUGCAAAAAGAACCUCGGUCGUCUUACGAGGCUCUACUUGAAGGCUGAGCAAGAACGACAGCAUAAUUACUUGAAGGAUGGUCCUUACAUUUCUCCAGAGGAAGCCGUAGCCAUUUAUACUACUACUGUCCAUUGGUUGGAGUCGAGAAGGUUCGCUCCUAUCCCGUUCCCGCCGCUCUCGUACAAGCACGAUACCAAAUUGCUUAUUUUGGCCUUGGAGAGGCUCAAGGAAGCUUACAGUGUCAAGUCGAGAUUGAAUCAAAGCCAGAGAGAGGAACUCGGCCUGAUAGAACAGGCGUACGAUAACCCUCAUGAAGCCUUGUCUAGAAUAAAGCGUCACCUUCUCACUCAGAGAGCUUUCAAAGAGGUAGGAAUCGAAUUCAUGGACCUCUACUCUCAUCUCGUUCCCGUAUAUGAUGUUGAACCACUCGAGAAAAUCACAGACGCUUAUUUGGAUCAGUACUUGUGGUAUGAAGCUGACAAGAGAAGGUUGUUCCCACCGUGGGUAAAACCAUCUGACACGGAACCUCCACCUCUUCUAGUUUACAAGUGGUGCCAAGGUAUAAACAACCUACAAGAUGUUUGGGAUGUAUCAGAAGGUGAAUGUAAUGUUCUCCUCGAAUCAAAAUUCGAGAAAAUUUAUGAAAAGAUUGAUUUGACUCUCCUUAACAGAGUACUUAGGCUCAUCGUCGAUCACAAUAUUGCUGAUUAUAUGACAGCUAAAAACAACGUUGUUAUCAAUUAUAAGGAUAUGAACCACACAAACAGUUACGGUAUCAUCAGAGGUUUGCAGUUUGCCUCAUUUAUCGUACAGUACUACGGCUUGGUUUUGGAUCUUCUAGUUCUUGGCCUGCAGAGGGCGUCAGAGAUGGCUGGUCCACCACAAAUGCCCAACGACUUCCUCACCUUUCAGGAUACUACCACCGAGGGCGCUCACCCAAUCAGGCUUUACUGCAGAUAUGUUGACAGGGUCCAUAUCUUCUUCAGGUUCACUGCUGAAGAGGCCAGAGAACUUAUCCAGAGGUAUCUUACGGAGCAUCCUGAUCCUAACAAUGAGAACAUCGUCGGCUACAAUAACAAGAAGUGUUGGCCAAGAGAUGCUAGAAUGAGACUGAUGAAACACGACGUUAAUCUCGGGAGGGCAGUAUUUUGGGAUAUUAAGAAUAGGCUCCCUCGUUCUACGACUACUGUUCAGUGGGAGAACUCCUUUGUCUCGGUAUAUUCUAAAGACAACCCGAAUCUACUAUUUAAUAUGGGCGGCUUCGAGUGCAGGAUAUUACCGAAGUGCCGUACAACACAUGACGAAUUCACUCAUAGAGAUGGUGUGUGGAAUCUUCAAAAUGAAGUCACCAAAGAACGGACGGCUCAAUGUUUCCUACGAGUCGAUGACGAAUCAUUGCAACGAUUCCACAACAGAGUGCGUCAGAUUCUUAUGGCUUCAGGGUCAACUACCUUCACUAAGAUUGUGAACAAAUGGAAUACCGCGCUAAUAGGGCUCAUGACCUACUUCAGAGAAGCUGUCGUCAAUACUCAAGAGCUCCUCGACUUAUUGGUGAAAUGUGAGAAUAAAAUCCAAACGAGGAUUAAGAUCGGUCUCAAUUCAAAAAUGCCUUCGAGGUUUCCACCUGUCGUCUUUUACACACCAAAAGAACUUGGUGGUCUUGGUAUGCUUUCUAUGGGGCAUGUCCUUAUACCUCAGUCCGACUUGAGAUGGUCGAAGCAGACUGAUGUUGGUAUUACUCACUUCAGAUCUGGAAUGAGUCACGAUGAGGACCAGCUUAUUCCUAAUCUUUACCGUUACAUUCAGCCGUGGGAAUCCGAAUUUAUCGACUCGCAGAGGGUCUGGGCAGAAUAUGCUCUAAAGAGGCAGGAAGCGAAUGCCCAGAACAGGCGUCUCACGCUUGAAGAUCUUGAAGACAGCUGGGAUAGGGGAAUCCCGCGUAUCAACACUCUUUUCCAGAAAGACCGUCACACCCUAGCAUACGAUAAAGGAUGGAGGAUAAGGACUGAAUUUAAAAUGUACCAGGUUCUGAAACAAAAUCCAUUCUGGUGGACACAUCAGCGUCACGAUGGAAAAUUGUGGAAUCUUAACAAUUAUAGAACUGAUAUGAUUCAGGCAUUGGGAGGUGUAGAAGGUAUCCUCGAGCACACGCUAUUCAAGGGAACAUACUUCCCGACCUGGGAGGGUCUCUUUUGGGAGAAAGCCUCUGGGUUUGAAGAAUCUAUGAAAUACAAAAAGCUGACAAAUGCACAGCGCUCUGGUUUGAACCAGAUUCCCAACAGAAGGUUUACUCUAUGGUGGUCGCCGACUAUUAACAGAGCUAAUGUGUACGUCGGUUUCCAGGUACAACUCGAUUUGACGGGCAUUUUUAUGCAUGGUAAAAUCCCUACACUGAAAAUCUCUCUAAUUCAAAUUUUCCGAGCUCACUUGUGGCAAAAAGUUCACGAAUCGAUUGUCAUGGAUCUUUGUCAGGUAUUUGAUCAAGAGUUGGAUGCAUUAGAGAUCGAAACUGUUCAGAAAGAAACCAUCCAUCCUAGGAAGUCCUACAAGAUGAACUCUUCCUGUGCUGAUAUUCUACUAUUCGCAGCCUAUAAGUGGAAUGUCUCCCGUCCGUCACUUCUAGCCGAUUCCAAAGAUACUAUGGAUACUACAACAACCCAGAAGUAUUGGAUAGAUGUUCAGCUGAGAUGGGGUGACUACGAUUCUCACGAUAUAGAGCGUUAUGCCAGAGCUAAAUUUUUGGACUACACUACAGAUAACAUGUCCAUCUACCCUUCGCCAACGGGUGUUCUCAUCGCUAUAGAUCUUGCUUACAAUUUGCACAGUGCUUACGGUAACUGGUUCCCAGGUUGCAAACCAUUAAUCCAACAGGCAAUGGCCAAAAUCAUGAAGGCGAAUCCUGCCCUUUAUGUGCUGAGAGAGAGGAUCAGGAAGGCCUUGCAGCUGUAUUCAUCUGAGCCUACUGAGCCUUACCUUUCUUCUCAGAACUAUGGAGAACUGUUCUCCAACCAAAUCAUUUGGUUCGUUGAUGAUACCAAUGUGUACCGUGUAACUAUUCAUAAGACAUUUGAAGGUAAUCUGACCACAAAACCUAUUAAUGGAGCGAUUUUCAUCUUCAAUCCCCGUACGGGUCAGCUCUUUUUGAAAAUUAUUCAUACAUCUGUGUGGGCCGGGCAGAAACGUCUCGGACAGUUGGCAAAAUGGAAAACUGCUGAGGAAGUAGCUGCUUUGAUUAGAUCGUUGCCCGUUGAAGAACAGCCGAAGCAAAUCAUUGUUACAAGGAAAGGAAUGUUGGAUCCUCUCGAGGUGCAUUUACUCGAUUUCCCGAACAUCGUGAUCAAGGGCUCUGAACUGCAGCUUCCUUUCCAAGCGUGUUUGAAAGUUGAAAAGUUUGGUGAUCUCAUUCUGAAGGCGACAGAGCCUCAGAUGGUCCUGUUUAAUCUAUAUGAUGAUUGGCUGAAGACUAUUUCUUCAUAUACUGCAUUUUCCCGUUUAAUUUUGAUCCUUCGAGCCCUUCACGUCAACACGGAGAGAACUAAAGUUAUGCUGAAGCCUGACAAGACAACAAUCACAGAACCCCAUCACAUCUGGCCGACACUGUCUGACGAUGAAUGGAUUAAAGUUGAAGUCCAACUGAAGGAUCUAAUUUUGGCUGAUUACGGCAAGAAGAACAAUGUAAAUGUGGCGUCAUUGACUCAAUCAGAAAUAAGAGAUAUCAUCCUGGGUAUGGAAAUAUCAGCACCUUCAGCACAAAGGCAGCAGAUCGCCGAGAUAGAGAAACAGACGAAGGAGCAAUCUCAGCUCACCGCUACUACAACAAGAACAGUCAACAAGCAUGGUGAUGAAAUCAUAACAGCAACAACGUCUAACUACGAAACUCAAACUUUCAGUUCUAAAACUGAAUGGAGGGUGAGAGCUAUUUCUGCUACUAAUCUUCACCUUAGGACGAACUACAUUUACGUAUCAUCAGAUGAUAUUAAAGAGACUGGUUUCACUUACAUCCUCCCGAAAAAUGUUCUGAAGAAAUUUGUCACAAUUUCAGAUCUUAGAGCUCAGAUCGCUGGUUACUUAUAUGGUGUUAGCCCCGCUGACAACCCGCAAGUUAAGGAGAUCAGGUGCAUCGUGAUGCCUCCGCAAUGGGGUACCCAUCAGACAGUGCACCUUCCACAGUCCCUCCCGAGCCACCAGUUCCUGAAGGACAUGGAGCCACUUGGGUGGAUACACACGCAGCCGAAUGAGCUGCCCCAGCUCUCUCCUCAGGAUAUCACUACACAUGCCAGAGUUAUGGCUGAUAAUCCAUCCUGGGAUGGUGAAAAAACUGUAAUCAUAACGUGCAGUUUCACUCCUGGAUCUUGCUCGUUGACCGCUUACAAAUUGACUCCAUCGGGAUUCGAGUGGGGCCGACAAAACACAGACAAAGGGAACAACCCUAAGGGCUACCUACCUAGCCAUUAUGAGAAGGUUCAAAUGCUCCUCUCAGACAGGUUCCUUGGAUUUUUCAUGGUACCAGCUCAAAGCUCGUGGAACUACAACUUCAUGGGCGUGCGGCAUGAUGCAAACAUGAAAUAUGAACUGACUUUAGGAAAUCCCAAAGAAUUUUAUCACGAGAUUCAUAGACCGGCUCACUUCUUGAACUUCUCUUCGAUAGAAGAAGGAGGCAAUAGCCUUGGCGCUGAUAGGGAAGAUUUAUUCGCCUAA